AUGAGUUGGAGCCUCUGGGACACAUGACACAGAGUGGAACCAUGAAAGAAGUGACUUCAACGUACGCAGUUCAAGAUGGAGGGUUCAGGUCCAAGUACCACUCCUCAACCACAAGAUGACAGCAGCCUCCAGCUCUUGAUCUCCAGAAUGCCGGCGAUGCGGGUGGGGGGCAUCCACCACACGCUCCCCGCUGCCCUCACCUACUCCUGGCUGCUGCCGCUCUUAAACGCCACGUUUGGCCAGAAACCGGCCAAGCUCCCGCUGAUUCCCCGGAAACCUUUCAUCGCUGCAUGGAAUGUUCCACUUGACAUGUGUAGCAUCAAGUAUAAUGUCACAGCCAACAUUGACCCCCUCUUUCACAUAAAAGGAAGCCCGCGCGUCAGCUGGACGGGCCAGAAUGUGACCAUUUUUUACGCCAAUCGGCUGGGCUACUAUCCCCACUACUCCCCACAAGGCAAUGCCAUAAAUGGUGGCGUGCCUCAGAACUGCAGCCUGGACAUGCACCUGUUCAAGGUGUACCAGGACAUCCUCCACUUCAUUCCCGCUCAGGACUUCCGUGGCCUGGCUGUCAUCGACUGGGAGUUCUGGCGGCCUCAGUGGAGCCGGAACUGGCACAAGAAAGAAAUAUACCGCCGCAAAUCCAAGGAGCUCACGCUGAAGGCCUACCUCAACGUGACCGCGGCUCAGGUGGAGACGCUGGCAAAGCGCCGCUUCGAGAAAAGCGCCAGGGCCUUCAUGCAGCGGACCAUCCAGCUAGGAACCCGCCUUCGGCCCAACGGCCUGUGGGGGUUCUACCUCUACCCGGACUGCCACAACUACAACCUGCAUGAGCAGGACUACACGGGCCUGUGCCCCUCGCUGGAGAGGCUGCGGAACGACGAGCUGGCCUGGCUGUGGAACAGCAGCACGGCGCUGUUUCCCUCUGUGGCCUUCAGGAAAAUGCACACCGACAGCAUCAGCAACCUGCACUUCUCCCAGCACCGGAUCCGGGAGGCGCUCCGCAUCGCCUCAAUGACCGCCAAGGACUACGACCUCCCCACCUACGUCUACCUCAGGCUGGCCUACCGAGACGACGCCAUGGCCUUUCUCACCACAAAAGACUUGAUCCAUACCAUUGGGGAGAGCGCUGCUCUGGGGGCAGCAGGAUUUGUUAUCUGGGGGGACCUGAACCUGACGUCUUCACAGCAUAACUGCACUGAGGUGAAGUCCUACCUGAGCCGGCGCCUGGGCCGCUACAUCACCAACGUGACCAGGGCGGCCGAAGUGUGCAGCAGCUUCCUGUGCGGGGGCCACGGCCGCUGCGUGCGCCGGGACCCGUGUGCCGGCCACUACCUGCACCUGAGCGCCCGGGACUACCAGAUCCUGCCCGCCGGGGACGGGGGCUUCUCCGUGUCCGGCUGGCCCUCGCAGCAGGAGCUCCAGCUGCUGGCCAGCAGGUUCCACUGCCACUGCUACCAGGGCCACCAGGGCCCCCGCUGCAUCAGCGCCAACAGGGUCCGCGAGCAGGAGGACAGCCGGGGGGGGGAGGAGGAGGACACGCAGAGGAGGAGGGCGGAGUGGGAGAGGGAGCAGGCUGGACAGACGGAGAGGGCAAACAGCUCUGCAGGGCCCAGCGCCCGCCGGGGGGGCUUCAUACUGUGGGUUAUUUUCAACUUAGUAUUUAUGAAGUGCUGUGACCAUUUUUCAACAUAAUCGCUCAAUGCUUCUUUUUGUUUUUGUUUUUAUCCCUGUCCAGCACUAUGGCAACAGAAUGAUAAUAUGAACAUGUCUGUCCAAAUUUGCCAGCGCAAUUCCAAGAGAAGCUUUGUUAUUAUAAAGUUUCCCUUACCUCCCAAUUUCAGUAGCAAGCCUUAGAAUCCAUCGUUCAUCCUCACACCGGUAUCAUUAUCUCCAACAGGUGCAGAUCCAGGGUAUUAAAAGCCAGGCUCAUUAAAGAAAACACUUGAGACAGACCCAAACGCGUCUGCUGCCCGUCCCUGCUGGAGCAUGCGGUCCUCCUCUUUUAGUCUAAGCCUAAAAGAGGCGAUAGUUUAGGUCUGAGUGCAGAAAAAGUACCAUAAAAAUGUUCUGUAUGCUUUAGGACAAAUGCUUCUUAUCCUGCUUUUACUGAUUAAAAAACUAAACAAAACAAAGAUUUCUUUGACAAUGGUCACCUAAUGGUUUAAGAUUGCUGUCAGAUCCCAGAAUUCUCUGACCAACUGUAAAGAGACUUUAAUAUCAUAACAGUGUAGCCACUGCCUUUUAUUGGAUCUUUAAAAAAUCUUUGUUUGAACAUAUUUCAUGAUUGUAAAUCAAAUUACAUAAAUGAUGGAUUCUGAGUUUUUAUUUUGAUAAGGAAAAGAAAAUGCACUGAAGAGACUUUUCUCAAACAAUGUUUCUUGUGAGAUUCUUCCCUUCAACAAAGAAUGAGAAGAGGAAAAAAAUGGACGAAAUAAACUUUGACUUUUCAUCCACUGAAACACUUGGAAGAGGAACACACACAAGCUUUCGCAUGAACCCACAGUUAACAUGUAUGUUUUACUUUACGUGGAGCAUUGAAAUGACAUGUUACAAAUAAAACAUCCAACUCAGCUCUACGCACCAAACUGAUUCAAACUUGCUAAUUGUGAAAAGCAAUAUGAGUUCUAACUGGGUGUGUGAGAAUUUGUUUUUUUACUAUCACCAACAUACCAAACAUGUGAACAGGCCCACUUCUGAAACCUUUUUUAAGAUAAGGAUCAUGUUGUGAAACCAUUUCCUCUGACUCAUGAAAUAGCAUAAAACCAGAUGCAAAGAACAGAGGUUUGGACUCACAGCAGGAGUGCAUCAGCAGGUAGGAUUUGGUAUAUGGAUGUAUAUUUUGAAUGAUUUAAUGACUAUGCUAUAUGAAUAAAGGGGAUUGGACAGGAUUUAAUGAAAGAUUGUUUCCGUCUGUGUGUUCAUAUUCAUAUGAAUUAACCAUUUUGACUAUUUGAUUAAAUUUCAAUUUCAGAUUGAUAUGAAACUGAAAAACUUUAUGAGAGUUGCUGUGCAUAGUAAGCCUGUUCACUUGGAGUUAUCAAAAGCAAUUUCUUUGCCCUAUUUAUGCUUUUUUAGGAAG
Menidia menidia (Atlantic silverside) is the source of this 3079-nucleotide messenger RNA. Lineage: Eukaryota; Metazoa; Chordata; Actinopteri; Atheriniformes; Atherinopsidae. The record is from the annotation of a GenBank genome assembly.